CUAAGUCUUUACUUCUUCUUCUUUUUAUUAUUUUUUAUUUUUCACAAAGUAUUACUUAAGUGCUCACACUGUUUAUUUGCACUGAGUGUUGUUCCUGCUGCACACACAGUCACACGUACGCGCAGGGAAACGAGCCUAGCACGGUGAAAAAAUGCCACUGGCUAAAGACCUCCUCCACCCAGCUAUUGACCAUGAGAGAAGACAACACAAAAAGAAAAGACUUGUUCAGACACCUAACUCUUAUUUUAUGGAUGUGAAGUGCCCAGGCUGCUACAAGAUCACCACUGUGUUCAGCCAUGCACAGACAGUGGUCCUCUGUGUGGGAUGCUCAACUGUGUUGUGCCAGCCAAAAGGAGGAAAGGCCAGACUGACAGAGGGUUGUUCUUUCAGGAGGAAGCAGCAUUAAAAAGGAGCUGCAUACUUAAUCAUGUCUGUAAUUAAGCCAUGUUAUUGAUAAAUCCCCUAUUUUUCCAUUGAUUACAAUGUAGUUGUGCAUUCACUAAUGACAGGUUCUGUCACUGUACAGAUGUUCAACUUUUAUGAUGCAUUUCUAAACUAAACUAAAUUUUUAACACGCAAGAUACUAAAAAAUAAAUCUCUUAAGUCAAUAAAGAACGCUCUUAUACAA
Molecule: messenger RNA, 628 nt
Organism: Larimichthys crocea (large yellow croaker)
Lineage: Eukaryota; Metazoa; Chordata; Actinopteri; Sciaenidae
Gene: rps27l
Product: ribosomal protein S27 like
Exons: 4
Coding region: 152-406 (84 amino acids)
Biological process (GO): translation
Cellular component (GO): ribosome
Molecular function (GO): structural constituent of ribosome
Source: RefSeq, a predicted model, not a curated record